AUGAGAAAAAGAUCCAUUUUAAGGAAAGCAAGAUUUUUAUCACAAGCAGAAGAAACGUCCUGUAUAUUAGAUGGACAAAAUAGUAAAAGAAAAGAAAAUGGAGAUAUCUCCUCUAGUGAAACAAAUCAACUCAAUAUAGAAAUUAAAACAUUUAUGGAAGAUACUAAUAAUGAACUUAGUUUUUAUCUCAAUGACGACAGAAUUAAUAAUCCUACAGAUAAAUGUCAAAAGUCAUCCUCAUAUCUAAAUUGGAGAGGAAUGGACUUUGUUAAUUUAGUAUUAAAUGAAGAAAAUAGUCAUAACAUCUCAAGUCUUGUUGAAUGUUGGAAUAAAAAACAAAAAUCUUUCGAGACACAAAUACAUGAUAAAAUAAAUUCAACAUGUCCUUUGAAAAAUUUUGAUUAUUGUGCUGUUUUGAAUAAAAAUGAUAAUUGCACCAGUCCUUAUAAAGAUAAUAAUAUACCUGGGUUAAUAUCAUUAACGUAUAAUCAACUGAAUGAGAGUGAAUAUAAUCAAAAUAAAACUGAAAUUAUUUAUGAAAGAGCUUCUCAGUUUGAUUCUGUUACUAAUAGUAUAUCUAAUUACUAUUAUAAAAUAUAUGAAGCUAAUUCAAAUCAACUUAAUUGUUGGAAGUGGAGUAUGUAUAUAUAUAAGAGAGGGAGACAAUUUGUUAAUAUGAUGAAUCAUGAACUUUAUUCCGAGGAACAUUAUAGAAAUGAAUUUGUUGAUAAUUGGAAUUCUUUUAGUAAUAAUUUGCAACAAAGUAUAUUAAGGGGCACAAAUAAUCAAUGUAAUAUGACAUCACUAAUUUACGAAAUUAAAAAGAGAGAGAAUACAACUAAACGAUAUGAUAUAUAUUGGAUUCUUUCAGAUAAGCAGGAUAAUUCUACUGAAUCUUUAUAUCCUACAAUUUCAUUACCAUCUAUUACACAAUCUACAAUGGGAACGCCUGAUACACCACAUGCUACUUCUAAUGCAAAUUCAUUAGAUUAUGAUACAAAAACUGAUAGUGCCCUAAAUCGUUAUAGUGAUUCUAAAAAUGUAUCCGCAAAUGAUGCCAUAGUAACACCGAAUGAUGAAGGCAAAAAUGCAAAAAUUACAACCACUGUUUCUCUAGUAGAUCCAACACAAUCAUAUUCUUUAUCUUCAAAUGAUACGCAUGGAUAUAACUCGUCUAAAGAUGAUCCUUCAAUUUUACUUUCUUCUACAAAUGAUAACUCUACACAUCCUAUUACUAUUGUUAAAUCUUCUGAAAGUAAUACUACACCUUCAACAACUGUACCUUCUCCUGAAACUACAUCAUCUCAUACAACCAUGUUUUCUCGAAAUAACAAUUUAUCUUCCUCAGGAGUUUCUGCAUCCCCUAUCACUGAAUCUAGUAAUUCUACAACUGAUGAUGAUACUUCUUUAUUUAAUCGUAUACAUUCUACAAAUAACCAUGCAUCUCCUGCUAUAGAUAUGGCCAAAUCUGCCACUCCUAGCAGUGUACAACCUAUAUCUGUUACUGAAAAUAAUUCUAAUGGUACUCCACCAAUUGUAAAUGAAUCAUUAUCAGAGGCACCUAAUUCUAAACCUCCUGUGGAGGCACAUACUCCUCUUAUUAAAGCUGAGCUUCCCAAAAAUGAUACUGUGUCCCCAUCCUCAUUUAAAUCUUUAAUGCCUUUAGAUAUGAAUACUUCUCCUAGUAAUACGACUGAAUCUUCUACAACAAAUAAUGAUACACAAUUAAUUGGAAAAAGCUAUUCCCCAACACAAAGUUCACAAAAUACACUUACUCCUAUUGCUCAACAUAAUAAAUUACCAUUAAUCGGAGUUCAAAAUGAUACAUUAUCAAACUGUUUGAGCAAUUGUCCUACGGAUAUGAAUGUUACAAAUAGUACUACCCCACAAACUCCAUUAGUUGAGAAUAUUGAACCUACACCUACAAUUAAUCCUGACGUAAAUAUAUUAACAAUAGCUCCAAUAGGUAUACUCAUUUUAGGAAUUAUAUUCCUUUUAGUUAUUCUCUAUAGAUGCACUCCUAUUGGAUCUUGGUUUCGUAAUCGAAAAUCAAGGAAAAAAAAAAUAAGAAAAAAGAUAAAAAAAAUUUCAAAGAAACCAAUGCCAUUAUCUACAAAUAAUAUAGAGGAUGGAUCAAUAAAUAGUGUAAAUCACUGUUUGUUACAGCAUGAAAAACAAAUGCUACUAUGUGAGGUUAGUUUUGAACGUGAAAGAAAUUUGAAACAUGAGCAGAGGGAAAAAACCAAAGAACCUAAAGGAAUAUACAAUGAAAAAGAAAAUAAACGCAUUUAUGAUGAUACAGAAGUAGGGUCAAAUAAGUAUGAAAAUAAAUUUAUUGAUGGAGAAAAAUUAAAUACAGAUAAUCCUAAAAGUGAAAUAAAAAAAGAGGAAUUGAAUGGAAAUGAACCUAGUAGUGAAAUUGAAGAUGAAUUAAAUAAAAAUAUAUUAGAAAAAGAUCCUGUUAAUAUUGUAUGGCAUAUUAGGAAUGGCACAUUAAAUGAGGAAAAAGAAAAUGAAAUAAAUUCGCAGAAGGAAAAAUCUACAUGUGAUACUGAAAUGAAAAAUUUAAGAAAUAAAACGUCAAGCAAGAAUGAUAUAUGUAAUUGGAAUUCAUGGGUUGAUAUACAUAUGUUAGCGUUACUAGAGUGUAAAAAAGAGGAAUGGAAAUUGAAUAAAAAUGAAUUUUUUAAUAUUUGUUUAGAAGAGAUCCAAAAAGAUGGAGAAAAUUCUAAUUUAAAAGAAAUGGGAAAUAAUUUUAUAAUGAAAAUAAAAGAAAAAAAAAGUACUGAUACAAUAGGUAAAGAAAGUAGUAUAUUAGAGAAAUAUAGAAAUGAAAAGUGGUUUAUUAAUUUGAAGAAAGAAUGGAAAGAAGAACAAGAAAAAUACUUAGAAUAUUUAGAAGAACAUGAAAUUGAAAAAAUGACAGAAAUGGGAGUAAAUAAUAUUAUUCUAUAUAAAAAAAAAAAAAUAUGGAAGAAAUGGAUAGAAUGGCAAAUAGAGCAUUCAUACAAAUACAAAAAUCAGAAUUGGUUUAUAAAAUUGUUAGAAGAAUAUGAAAAAGAAGAAAUUAAUGAAUAUUUAAAGGAAGAAAAUAUAGAGAAAGAAAGAAAUAAUGGAAUAGAUAAAUGUGAAAUAAAGAAAAUUUUGGAAAGGAGAAUUUUGUUAGAUAUUCAUAUGAUGUUAUUAGAGGAAUGUAUAAAAGAAGAGUUGCAAAAAGAAGAAGAAUUUUAUAAAACAAACAUAAUUGAGAUAAGAAAAUUUAAAAAUUUGGACGAAGAAACAAAUAAAUUAGAAAAAAUAGAGAGAGAAAGAAGUUGGAAUGUUAUAUCAGAGAAAGAAAAAGAGGAAAUAGAAAAAUGGAAAAAAGAAAAAUGGUUUAUUGAGUUAAUGUUAGAAUGGAAAAAUAAUGAAGAAAAUUAUAUGAUGGAGAUAAAUGAAGAAAUUUUAGCAAAAAAGAAUCAAGAAAGUGUAAUAGAUGUUAUCUUAGAAAGACAAAGCAAUAUAUUGAAAAAACACUGUGAAAAUAUUUAUAGAAAGUGGAAAGAUGAUGAUAACAAUGAAGAAUGGUUUACAAAGUUAGUUAAAGUACAUGAAAAUGAACAGAAAGAAUAUAAAAGUAGAAUUGAUAACAAUAGUAUAGAAAAAAAAAAAGAAAAUGUAAAAACCGUAGAUAUUUGUGAACCAGUAAUAGAGUUUAACAAAAAGGGAGAAGAGAAAAUGAGAAAAUAUGAAAGGAAUAGUUUACAGGAAUCAUAUGAAAAGAAUAAUUCUAUAAUAAACAAAAAAAAAUUAAAAUGGAAGACUUUAAUAGAAAUAUAUAUGGUAAUAUUGGAGGAAUGUAGAAAAGAAGAGUGGUUAUUGAAUAAAGGAAAAUUUUUAGAAACCUGUUUAGAUGAAUUUAUAAAAGAAGAAAAAGAAAAAUAUCCAGAAAUAAUAGAAAAUGAUUUAGCCAUCAUAAAAGAAGGGGCAGAAGGCAUUAGUACAUUAAUGAUUGAGAAACAAAAACUUUUAUGGAAAAAAUGGGUACAAAGAAACAAAAGAAUGUCAGAGAAAUGGAAAAAUGAAGAAUGGUUUAUUAAUUUAAAAAAAGAAUGGGGAAAAGAACAAGAAAAAUUUAAUGAAUUAACAAAAGAAUCAGAAAUAUCAGAUAUAGUAGCAGGAAAAAAUCCUAUGCUAGAGAAACAAAAAAGAAUAUGGAAACGAUGGCUAAGAAAACAAAGAAUGUGGUUUAUACUACAUAGCGAGGAUGAAUGGUUUAACAAUUUAUUGGAAGAAUACGAAGAAGAAGAAGAAUGUAUGAAAAGAAUAACUAAAAAAGAUACGAAAAAGGAGAAGGAAAUUCAUGAAAAUAUAGAAGAAUUGAAGCAAGUAGGAGAUAACGAAAUACAGAAAAAUAGAAAAAAAAGGAUGAAAUUGAUACAAAAGAUUUGGAUAGAAAUACAUAUGACGCUAUUAGAAGAAUGUAUGAAAGACGAAUGGCAAAAAGAAAAAGAAUAUUUUUUUAAAACAAUGAUGGAAGAGUUGAAAAUACAAGAAAAUUUAGAUGAAAAUGUUAUCAUAUUGGAAAUAAAAAAAAAAAGAAGUAGGAAUGCUAUAUUAGAUAUUGAAAAAGUGGAAAUAGAAAAAUGGAAAAAGAAAAAAUGGUUUAUAGAGUUAAUGUUGGAAAUGAAUAACAAGGAAAAAACAUACAUAAAAGACGUAUAUGAAGAUAUGAUAGAAAAAAAGAAUGAGGAAAAAAUUAGAAAUCCCAUGUUAGAAAUGCAAAAAAUUAUAUGGAAAAAACACUGUGAAGAUAUUCAUAGGAGGUGGAUAGAAAAAAAUAAUGAGGAAAUUUUACAACACUAA
This is a messenger RNA of Plasmodium gallinaceum, 4845 nucleotides long. Its product is annotated as surface-associated interspersed protein (SURFIN). The record is from RefSeq and is a predicted model, not a curated record. NCBI's taxonomy places the organism in Eukaryota, Apicomplexa, Aconoidasida, Haemosporida, Plasmodiidae. Bases 1 to 4845 code for a protein of 1614 amino acids. The transcript has 2 exons.